Molecule: messenger RNA, 3417 nt
Organism: Choloepus didactylus (southern two-toed sloth)
Lineage: Eukaryota; Metazoa; Chordata; Mammalia; Pilosa; Megalonychidae
Gene: CNOT9
Product: CCR4-NOT transcription complex subunit 9
Exons: 8
Coding region: 394-1293 (299 amino acids)
Biological process (GO): negative regulation of translation; mRNA catabolic process
Cellular component (GO): P-body; CCR4-NOT core complex; CCR4-NOT complex
Source: RefSeq, a predicted model, not a curated record
UGGGCAUGCGUACUAACUGUCCUUCGGGACUGCUCGGUUUUUCCCGCCCAUCACUGGCCUCCGUAGUACGGACAGAGUUCACGCCCCUCUCUGGGGAUACCUACUCGAAGCCGGAGGAUGCAGGGACUAGCAAAUCGUGGGUGUUCUUCCUGUGUUGAAUCUUAAAGAGCAAGGGGCAUAAUCUGUGAUUGACUCCUCCUAAGGCCAGGAAGCGGGAAGACGUUGUGUGGGCGGGGUCAGGGGUAAGAGGUCAGAGGGCUGCGAAUGGGGCGGAGCUAGCCGUUGGCGGAUGGCGGCUGCGGCGGCUCUUCAUGUUUGGCGGCUUCGGCGCUGAAGCAGCGGCGUGGGUCGGUCGUGUCCGGUGGUGGGAGGAGAGCGGCGGUCGCUCCCAACAUGCACAGCUUGGCGACGGCUGCGCCUGUGCCUACUGCACUGGCUCAAGUGGAUAGAGAAAAGAUCUAUCAGUGGAUCAAUGAACUGUCUAGUCCUGAGACCAGGGAAAAUGCUUUGCUGGAGCUAAGUAAGAAGCGAGAAUCUGUUCCUGACCUUGCCCCCAUGCUGUGGCAUUCAUUUGGUACUAUUGCAGCACUUUUACAGGAAAUUGUAAAUAUUUAUCCAUCUAUCAACCCACCCACCUUGACAGCACACCAAUCUAACAGAGUUUGCAAUGCUCUGGCAUUACUGCAGUGUGUUGCAUCACACCCAGAAACCAGGUCAGCAUUUCUCGCAGCACACAUCCCUCUUUUUUUGUAUCCUUUUUUGCACACUGUUAGCAAGACACGUCCCUUUGAAUAUCUUCGGCUCACCAGCCUUGGAGUUAUUGGAGCCCUGGUGAAAACAGAUGAACAAGAAGUAAUUAACUUUUUAUUGACAACAGAAAUCAUCCCUUUGUGUUUGCGUAUUAUGGAAUCUGGAAGUGAACUUUCUAAAACGGUUGCCACAUUCAUCCUCCAGAAAAUCCUCUUAGAUGACACUGGUUUGGCUUAUAUAUGUCAGACAUAUGAGCGUUUCUCCCAUGUUGCCAUGAUCUUGGGUAAAAUGGUCCUGCAGCUAUCCAAAGAGCCUUCCGCCCGUUUGCUGAAGCAUGUAGUGAGAUGUUACCUUCGACUCUCAGAUAAUCCCAGGGCACGUGAAGCUCUCAGGCAGUGCCUCCCUGACCAGCUGAAGGACACAACUUUUGCUCAGGUGCUAAAAGAUGACACCACCACGAAACGCUGGCUUGCACAACUAGUGAAGAACCUUCAAGAAGGCCAGGUCACCGACCCCCGGGGUAUCCCCCUACCCCCUCAGUGAUCCUCCCCUAUCCCUUCCUACUGCUUCCCCAAGUUGGGGAAGGGAGGAGGAACCUACGAGGAAAACAGCUCAGGUUUUAUCGCUGACUGGGAACAGACAACCUCAAUGCUGAACCGCACUGGAGAAAGGGGGCAAGGUACCCCUGCUGAGGUGUAUGCGCUGCCUUGAGGACCUGGGCUCCCUCCGCUACUCCCAGGAAAUGGGCUUCUGACACAGCAGUCUGCCACCACAGCCCCAGGAGGGUGUCAACACCAGCAAAUGCUGUAUUUGCAGCAUGCCCAAGAUGACCCUUCUCCCCCAUCCACAGCUAGCCACUGGCAAGGAGGGGAGACUGGUGAUAGCAGCAGCACUCUAGGCAUGGUGAAUGCCUGGGACCAAGCCAUGUGGCAUUUUUUAUUUUGCCUUCCUGGAAGACUCAAGAUGUGUCUCUUCAUUCUCUCUCUUAGUGUCUGUUUACUUUGGUUUUUCGUUUUUAAUCUCAGAGAGAGGUGUGUUUAGUAGACACGAGCUGUAAUAUUCAGCAAAAUUUUGUCGAUUGGCACUGUUUACAAGCCUGUUAGCUGCAUAAGCUCAAUAAAAAGUUGGUCUGGGCAUUACAUCCCCUCCGCAGGCCAAUAGCUGCAUUGAGCUGUUGGGAGGAGUGGGAGGCAGGGGAAAGAUGUAAAGCCAAAGGAUGACAGGACCCCGCCCCUGAUUUCCCUCCUCUCUCCCGUUCUCCUGAGGUCCUAUAUGCCACAAGGACCUUAUCCUUGUUUCUGGCUUUAGCUGCUAGCUUUUCUCAAAUCUCAGUGCUUUUCUCUUUUCACUCUCUUAUUAAACUUACAGCAGAUGUCUUAAUUCAUCAGGCUGUCCUGGAGGGUAUGUAUAUAAGGGAGAGGAUGGAUCUCACCUUUAAUCCAAGUCCUCAAAGAUAUUUUCUGAGUGACUUUAAAGAGGGAUUAAAGUGAUUGGCUACUUAAUCCCAUUGUUUGCUUUAGUGUGAAUUUCAGCAGCUCCAGCUGCCUUCAUGAUUAUAUUUGAAACAGUAUUAGCUGAAUGAGGCAGUUUUAGUCCAAUUUAAGUGGAGGGCUGGGCUCUGCUUACUCACUCAGUCUUUUGUUUUGACACAUUCCCUUUUGGUCUGUAGGAAUUACAGAGUUGCCACUAAAAUAUUUUCCAUUUUUUCAUAUUGUGUCAGAGAAUACCCCUUCUUCCUCUGGAACUUCAGAUGGUUCUUCUCCCAAUCCAUGGGCUUGCAUCUAUAACCUAGCGUAAACUGCUUUGCUUUACUCCAGUCCUUUCCCCUGUCAGCACCUGCUAUCUCUCUCACCCCCAUCUCCAAAGAUGGGAUUGCUAAUCCAACUCUUGAGAGGGACCAAGUAUUUUCUGUCCAUAUCACACAAUUGAAGAUGUCUCUGAACAAAUCUGGAAAGCAUCUGUAAGGGGCAGGCUUAGAGACAUCUUUGCAGAGGCAGUUUUGCCAACACAAGGGCUCUUUCAGGCCGACUUUCACAAAGGGAGCCGGCCUUGUUAGUUGGCUUCUGUCUCUUUAGAGCCAGAGAGUAGUGAUUAAGUUACCUAGAUGUGGGAAGUGUAGGAUAAGCACUUACUUCCAUGCCUUCAAAAUGAAGAGGAGAACCAGGCCAGCUUUCAAUAAUCUCAAACCUGAAGAGAAAAGGUCUUGGAGAAAGCGGAGAACAACAGCAUGAACUGGUAAACAACUUGAUUCCCGUCAGCCCAUGGUCUGUGAUUUGGAGAGUCCAACUAGAGAAACCCUGAUAAUUUGCCAGCUGCCUUCCUGCUGAGCCGAAGUUUUCUCAUUCCCCCUCCACUGGGGAAGCAGCUGAGGCCAGGGCCUUGCUCCCUGGGAAAUUCUCUUCUCUCUCCAUCUUUCAGUGCAUUGGCCAUGUUACUAUGCCAAUAGUGUCUUAAUUCUUGCCCCAUCUAUUCUCCCUCAGCUGGCCUUGGACCCCACAUAGAAUGGGGAGGGGUGUUGGAAAUGGGUAUUAUUCCUUAUAGUUGAUCCUGAUGUUUUGUGUGUCUGUGUGUGUGUUUAAAGAGACCCCUCCCCUCAUUUUAUGUUUUCCAUCCCUCACUCCCUCAACAGGAUUGAAAUAAAAUAUGCUUCUGUUUUUGUAAAAAAUA